Paramacrobiotus metropolitanus is the source of this 1319-nucleotide messenger RNA. RefSeq lists its product as uncharacterized. The coding region runs from base 56 to 1066 and encodes 336 amino acids. Gene Ontology annotation, biological process: response to oxidative stress. The transcript is spliced from 3 exons. Gene Ontology annotation, cellular component: nucleus. NCBI's taxonomy places the organism in Eukaryota, Metazoa, Tardigrada, Eutardigrada, Parachela, Macrobiotidae. The record is from RefSeq and is a predicted model, not a curated record.
UGUAAAGCUUUCUCUGGCAUAAACAGUGAACCGGAAUCCGUUUCGUGCUGUGCAUAUGAAGAAUCUGCCGCGCUGUUGUCGUUUGUCGCCAGUUCAACGGGUCGUUUUCGUAAAUACGCUUAAUAAUAUUGUCUCAAAAAUAUCUCAAAACCAACGCGAAUUUGAGGUAAUGAAAGUACAGUUUUUUGCAUGUAAUUGUGCUUAUCGAUCGAGAAUUUUUCAAAGAAUCCUGCGCGCCCAUCUUUAUCAAAUGUGCUGCAUUUUUGGCGGACUUGCAUUCUGGCGGAAAGUUUUCGAAGUAUUCGUGGAACCCGCCCCUAAGCGGCGCUCCAACUACUGUACGAACGAGAUACUGGCCGUGAGAAAGAACCCAUCAUGCCUCAGUUUGGAGUUGUCGGGCUCCAGCGGCGCACCACCCCAUCUGAAGUGCAUUACCGAAUACGAUGACUGGACAUUUGUCGAGUGGGCUGACAUUCCCGCGUGUCUAUUGAAUAGCUCAGUUAAAUCGAAUCCGCCGCUGGUGGUGGACAAUAACGGACCGGAAGUGAACGCUGAGGACUGCAAGAUUCUUAACAUCGAUGAUCUGAGUGAACUGGUGAUAUCCUUAACCACAUCACUACCGGCUCUGGCGCGCUUCGCGAAGCUGGACUUGACGUAUAGUACCGAUCAGCAUGGAUACGGUCUGCAUAAUCUGUAUCGCCGGGUUGGCGACAGCGAAGCGCCGGUACUGAUCAUUAUCGAGGACGCUCAGGGUCAUGUUUUCGGUGCACUGAUCUCCUGUCCUCCGAAAAUCUCCCGGUUCUUUACGGGAAACGGGGAAAGCAUGGUAUUCUGUCGGGAAAUCGAGUGGCAUUUACAUAAGUGGACGGAUACAAGCAACUACAACAUUAUGAAAGGCGAGCUGGAUUCCCUCACAAUCGGAUGUGCGAGUGGGGCAGCUGCAAUCUGGCUGGAUGAAAGUCUAUAUCGUGGCCGAACACAAGGUUGCAACACGUUUUCCAGUGAUCCAUUAUGUGACUGUGGAGAUUUCUUGAUUAAAGCUGUCGAAAUGUGGACUUUUGUGUAAUAGCCUCGGACACCGGCGAAAAAAGUUCAAUCACGAAAUUCUGCCUACUGGUAGAUUUCAGUUUGCAUUUUUUUGUUUAAGUGUUAAUUGCUUUUAAAUUUUUUGGGCAGUAGAACUUUUCAAUCGAGUAAGUACAGGUGUGUAUGUACGUGUUUUAGUUUUACGAAUUCUUAUAUGCGCUGUAUUCAAUGAUCAUAUUAGCCUAAGCACGGAUAUUUUGAUAGAAUGUACUCAUAUACAAAUUGUAUUUGUA